GAAAUGUGACUGUGGUUUAUUCCAAGGCUUGCCACAGCGGCGAAGAGAACUUACCAAACUCAAGAUGCGAACAAAUAAAAUUUCUACAUUAAUAAUUUUUCUGUCUUUCAUUUCACUUGUAAAGUGUUGUUCUUACGAUCAGUUCUCAUGUAGAAAUGGGGGUUGUACAAGUGCGCGGUAUCAAUGCGAUGGAGGAAGAGAUUGCGGUGAUGGAAGCGAUGAAGAAAACUGCGUGUGUACUAAUGGUCCUUCGUGUUAUCGUGAGCCAAUAUCAACUUGUCAAGGUAACGAGUUUCGUUGCACUUCCGGUGCUUGUAUCCCAGAAACGUGGGCAUGUGAUGGCGACUUUGACUGCGCUGAUUUAUCCGAUGAACACAACGACUGCGAAAAUCGGACUUGUGACCAACACCAAUUCACCUGUGAUAAUGGCGUUUGCAUAGACGUGCAGUUAAAAUGUAAUUUCAAGAACGAUUGCGGUGAUAAUUCAGAUGAGACGGUGUGUCAAAUUCAUCCAGCGCAUAGUUCCACUCCGAACCAUGUGGCUGACUGUGGAGAUGAGUUUCGGUGCAAAGAUGGCACCUGUUUGCCGAGGCAUAAUGUUUGCAACCAAAUUAUCAAUUGUCCUGACGCAAGCGACGAAGGUGGCGAGUGCUCAACUGCUUGUAAUACGAACCAAUGCGACCACAACUAUCAAGCAACACCAAGUGGAUGUGAGUGUACAUGUCGUAAAGGAUUUCGCCUUGCUGGUGAUGCUAUCACUUGCGUUGACAUGAACGAGUGCCUGAAGGAUCCACCAGUUUGCAGUCAAUUGUGUACAGAAACAGUUGGUUCAUACUCCUGCGAAUGUUUCAAAGAGUUUGUAAUGAGAUAUGAUAACGUUACUUGUAAAAGUCGGGGUGAUCCAAUGUCUAUCUACUUUGCGGUUCGCAACGAAAUUCGACAAUAUGUUCCUUCUCGACGGAGUUUACGUGUUGUAUAUGUGGAGACAUCUGGAGACAUUACUUCAUUGGAAGUGGAUGUAACACGAGAAAUGAUUUACUAUACAAUUAGAGGAAACACCACUCUACAACAACUGGGAAUUGCAAAUGGCUACCGGAAAUCUGUCAGCAACGUAGGCGUUGCUAAGCCCAUCGCUCUCGAUUGGAUAACACAAAAUGUCUACUUUGCUUCAGAAGCACCCAGUACCGAAGGAAUUUCAAGUCAACUCCGUGUCUGCAAUGUCGCAGGGUGGCAUUGUGCACUCAUCAGUGAACCAAUCCAUUCCGUCACUGCUCUAGCCGUGGACGCCAUGAAUAAAUAUUUAUUCUACGCUACAGUUCUACCUAAUCUUGAAGGAGGUUAUAAUCAUAUAGGACCAAUCAUUCGUUUGUAUCGCAAUAAUCUAAGUAGUAGGCAGUCUAAUCACAUAAUCAAAACUUUCGACAAUGCUAUCAACAAUAUCGCGAUUGAUUACCGCCAUAAAUAUGUUUAUGUUGCGAGAGAAGGAACUAUUGACAGAUUGGAUUACGAUGGUAAUAGAUUAUUGAAUAUUGUUGAGACCGUAAUGCGCACGCAGGGUUUGAAUGUUUUUGAGAACCAUUUGUAUUUUCUGACAGAAUCGGGUCUCACAAUGCACAAGUGUCGAUUGUAUGGGGAUGCACGGCGUUGCACUAGCUUCAGAUUGAGUGCGGAUAUUACUGAAAUGUUUGUGAUUGCGCAGAAGUCGAGGCAGACACCCGGGCGUAACGCUUGUGCUAAUUAUGAUUGUAGCCAUCUUUGUUUGCCGAAUGAGGUUGGGGCAUCUUGUGUUUGCAGGAAUGGAGACGUCAUUGAAGAGGCUUUGGACUGUACUAAUGUAGUUUUGAGUAUUGAAUAGUAUUAUAGAGGGUGCAUAGUAGAAAUAGGUUUAGGAAUUUUACUUUUAAAUGUAUUAGUUUGAUGUUUUUCAUGUUUUAUCUAGGCGACAUUAGCUUUCGUUCAUAUAAUGACGGUUAAAGCAUUUUCUUUCAUUUAUAUGUAUUAAUAUUCACAUUUUUUUAAAACUAUUGUUAAUGCAAUUAAUUAUAAUAAAUAAUAAUAAUAAUGCUAGA
This is a messenger RNA of Dalotia coriaria, 2069 nucleotides long. RefSeq names its product vitellogenin receptor-like. The transcript is spliced from 3 exons. The record is from RefSeq and is a predicted model, not a curated record. Gene Ontology annotation, cellular component: plasma membrane. The coding region runs from base 65 to 1855 and encodes 596 amino acids. NCBI's taxonomy places the organism in Eukaryota, Metazoa, Arthropoda, Insecta, Coleoptera, Staphylinidae. Gene Ontology annotation, molecular function: calcium ion binding; protein binding.